GAACCUUUGGAGUUUGAUAUGAUGAUUAGAACAUAACCACAGUGACACGUUGAAUUCGCCAUAAUCAAGGAACCUUUUCCGGGUGGGGAUCUCUGAAAUUACUCAGUGAGCAACCCUAAUUACCCUGAUUUUUUGCUGAUAAUCACUCUCAAUGGAAUCAAAUCACAAAUCCGGGGAUGGAUUGAGCGGCACCCAGAAGGAAGCAGCCCUCCGCGCACUGGUCCAGCGCACAGGAUAUAGCUUGGUCCAGGAAAAUGGACAGAGAAAAUACGGCGGCCCUCCACCUGGUUGGGAUGCUGCACCACCGGAGAGAGGCUGUGAAAUUUUUAUUGGAAAACUUCCCCGGGACCUUUUUGAGGAUGAACUUAUACCAUUAUGUGAAAAAAUUGGUAAAAUUUAUGAAAUGAGAAUGAUGAUGGAUUUUAAUGGCAACAAUAGAGGCUAUGCAUUUGUAACUUUCUCAAAUAAACUGGAAGCCAAGAAUGCAAUCAAGCAACUUAAUAAUUAUGAAAUCAGAAAUGGGCGUCUCUUAGGGGUCUGUGCCAGUGUGGACAACUGCCGACUGUUUGUUGGGGGAAUCCCAAAAACUAAGAAGAGAGAAGAAAUCUUAUCAGAAAUGAAAAAGGUCACUGAAGGAGUUGUCGAUGUCAUCGUCUACCCAAGUGCUGCAGAUAAAACAAAAAACCGGGGCUUUGCGUUUGUGGAGUAUGAGAGCCACCGAGCAGCUGCCAUGGCCCGGAGGAAACUGCUACCAGGAAGGAUUCAGUUAUGGGGACAUCCUAUUGCAGUAGACUGGGCAGAACCAGAAGUGGAAGUUGAUGAAGACACAAUGUCUUCAGUGAAAAUCUUGUACGUAAGAAACCUUAUGCUGUCUACCUCUGAAGAGAUAAUUGAAAGGGAAUUCAACAAUAUUAAACCAGGUGCUGUGGAAAGAGUGAAGAAAAUCCGGGACUAUGCCUUUGUGCACUUCAGUAAACGAGAAGAUGCAGUUGAGGCUAUGAAAGCUCUAAAUGGAAAGGUGCUGGAUGGUUCCCCCAUUGAAGUGACCCUGGCCAAACCAGUGGACAAGGACAGUUACGUUAGGUAUACCCGAGGCACAGGUGGAAGAGGAACUAUGCUGCAAGGAGAAUAUACCUACUCUUUGGGCCAUGUUUAUGAUCCCACCACAACUUACCUUGGAGCGCCUGUCUUCUAUGCCCCCCAAGCCUAUGCAGCGCUUCCUAAUCUUCAUUUCCAAGCCACUAAAGGACACCUGAGCAACAGGGCCAUUAUCAGAGCCCCUUCUGUUAGAGAAAUUUACAUGAAUGUACCUGUAGGGGCUGCGGGAGUGAGAGGACUGGGCGGCCGUGGCUAUUUGGCAUACACAGGCCUGGGCCGCGGAUACCAGGUCAAAGGAGACAAGAGAGAAGAAAAACUCUAUGACCUUCUACCUGGGAUGGAGCUCACUCCAAUGAAUCCUGUCACUUUAAAACCCCAAGGAAUUAAACUAGCUCCACAGAUAUUAGAAGAAAUUUGUCAGAAAAAUAACUGGGGCCAGCCAGUGUACCAGCUACAUUCUGCCAUUGGACAAGACCAGAGGCAAUUGUUCUUAUACAAAAUAACCAUUCCCGCUCUGGCCAGCCAGAAUCCUGCAAUCCACCCUUUUACACCUCCAAAACUGAGUGCCUAUGUGGAUGAAGCCAAGACGUACGCAGCCGAAUACACCCUGCAGACUCUGGGUCUCCCCGCUGAUGGAGGGGAUUCCGGGACUGUGGCUACUGCUGCCACGUCCGCUACUAUUUUCCCAGGAUAUGCUUUCCCCAGUGCCACUGCACCCGUCUCUGCAGCUCAGCUCAAGCAAACAGUGACCCUUGGACAAGACUUAGCGGCAUAUGCAACCUAUGAGGUCUACCCCACGUUUGCUGUGACUGCCCGAGGGGAUGGAUAUGCACCCUUCUGAAGAUGCCUGACUUUUAAUUUAGGGAUAAGAUACACAAAGCUCUAUUAUAGAAGAAAUAGACCUUUCAGUCCCCCAAUGACGUAAACCACGCCUUCUCGAAAGCAGUGCUUUUCCUGAGACUGUGUAACUUAUACCAUUGUAGAGUCCUGAAAUGUGAAUGCUAUUCCUCAGUGAAAUCAAAUAUUAAGGAGACUUUCAUUUAACAGAAAGGCAAAGAGCCAUUAGCCCCAAAAGUUGUUUUUCCAAGUUUCCUGAGUAUCCUGGGAGUAUGUUUACAGUCCCUGACAGAGCAGGAAGAGAUCUCAGCAAGCCAGAGCUGGAGCUGAGCAAACCUGAGGCAUCAGUUACAAGGGAGCCAGUUAAACUUCAGAGUUUCAAUCCUGUGUCAGCGUUGCUGUGUGGCGUACGAAGUCAAGAAGCAGCAAAAGGAAGGUGUGAAAUCGCCUUGCAAAAUGCCUUUACUAUGUGGAGCAUUAUCUCACGCUUGAACUCAUGAAAAUUGUCCAAUAUUUUAUGGAUUCAGCACCACUUCAGCCUGAAAAUUCUACCCGAUUCGUCAUACAUCAGGAUCUUCCUAGCCCACGCAUUUCCUUGGGGUUUCCUAGAAAUUGGUAUGUAUUGCAGCUGUGGUUGAAACAGUUCUGGACUCCUUGUUUAUCCAACUCAUUAACCCAUACUUAUUUUUCCCUAAAACUACUAUCCUGUCCCAGCAUACCCAUAAUACAAAACCCAUGCCAACAUGAAAUGACUUUUCAUCAUUUUAAGGAUUUUGAAUUAUCCGUACUGAUUUACUUUUAUCUCAGACUCAUUUUGCUUGUCUCUAAUAUAAAAAAGUAAAUCAGACCUAUAGAACAACACAUAUGAUACGUUUUCCUAUUCAGCAAGUUGGCAAAAAAUUCAUUUAAAAGA
Fukomys damarensis (Damara mole-rat) is the source of this 2848-nucleotide messenger RNA. It is a transcript of the gene A1cf, whose product is annotated as APOBEC1 complementation factor. Gene Ontology annotation, molecular function: mRNA binding. The record is from RefSeq and is a predicted model, not a curated record. The coding region runs from base 152 to 1939 and encodes 595 amino acids. The transcript has 12 exons. Gene Ontology annotation, cellular component: nucleus. NCBI's taxonomy places the organism in Eukaryota, Metazoa, Chordata, Mammalia, Rodentia, Bathyergidae.